Messenger RNA from Phasianus colchicus (ring-necked pheasant), 1755 nucleotides. RefSeq names its product NK6 homeobox 3 (gene NKX6-3). The record is from RefSeq and is a predicted model, not a curated record. Gene Ontology annotation, molecular function: DNA-binding transcription factor activity, RNA polymerase II-specific; RNA polymerase II cis-regulatory region sequence-specific DNA binding. Gene Ontology annotation, biological process: regulation of transcription by RNA polymerase II; cell differentiation. Lineage: Eukaryota; Metazoa; Chordata; Aves; Galliformes; Phasianidae. Gene Ontology annotation, cellular component: nucleus.
CACGUCGGGUGCGGGGUCAGCCGGGGGCAGCUGCCACCGACGCAGUGACCACCUGCUGCCGUGGCCCUGGCCCCCCAGGGCAGCUCGCCCAGCCUUUCGGCUGCCCAUUGGCAACGUGGCAGCUGGUGUGGACACUGCGAGCCAGUAGCCCCAAGGCCGACCGGGAUGGGCUGCGCAUCAUGCCCUCGGAGUGCCAGCCUCUGAGAGCAGUCCAGGAGCCAUGGACACCAACCUGCCAGGCACCUUCCUGCUCAGCGGCCCUUCACUGGCCCCCUUCCCUGAGGCCAAGGCACCUGUCUGCCAGUACUCGGUGCAGAGCUCCUUCUACAAGCUGGGUCCCCCCGGGCUGGGUGCCCAGCUGGCCGCCGGCACCCCACACGGCAUCUCCGACAUCCUCGGCCGGCCCACAGCGACUCCAAACAGCAGCCUACUGCCCAGCUACCCCCACGCAGGUGGAUUUAAUGGACUGAGCUCCCCAGGCGUCUAUUAUGGGCCGCAGGUGGGGGCCCUCCCUAAAGCCAGCAGCGAUUACGUGCCGCGGGGCAGGAGCUGCUGGGCAGAGGCACCCGACUGGCAGGGCAGCCGGCAGUGCGGUGGCCCCCCUGCGCACCUGACUGACAGCCUGCACAAGAAGAAGCACACGCGUCCGACCUUCACAGGGCAUCAGAUCUUCGCUCUGGAGAAGACAUUUGAACAGACCAAGUACCUGGCAGGGCCAGAGAGGGCACGGCUGGCAUAUUCCCUCGGCAUGACUGAGUCCCAGGUGAAGGUUUGGUUCCAGAACCGACGCACCAAAUGGAGGAAGAAGAGUGCCCUGGAGCCCUCCUCCUCCUCACAACGGGCGGGGGGCUCCAGUGGAGAGCGGGCAGCCUCUGAGACCGAGGAUGAUGAGUACAACAAGCCCCUGGACCCUGACUCUGACGAUGAGAAGAUCCGGCUGCUGCUGAGGAAGCACCGUGCAGCUUUCUCUGUGCUGGGGCUGGGCACACACAGUGGCUGAGCACCUGGGAAUGGGUUCUGCUGUGCCCCCACUGCAGCUCCUGCCCAGGGCUCAGGGUCUGGGAACGGCAGCAGUGAAAUAAAGGCCCCUGCCCCAGCACUUACUACAUGGGUCUGCAAUGCCGGGUACCCCAAAGGCUGGGCUGGGAAGGAGCUGAGGCUGGGGGUCCAUGUAUGGGGCAGGAAUGUCCCCCCAGAGCCCUCCCCAGAGUUUCCCCAGAUUGGGUGUGUGCUGGUAGCAAGAAGUGCUGUCCAAAAGUCACUCGUUAGGGCCUCUUGUUGGAACCUAUUAGCAGCAAAUAAAUAUCAUUUAUCUUAACUGUGUGAGUGAGAGCCCAUUCACCUGUCGGGGCUGCAGGAUUGAUGCGGCAGCAAUAACCCUGGCUUGUUUGCUGCCAACCUGUUGGGGCCCCCCCAUGCUGCACCCAGCUUGGUGCAGGCUGCAGGCACUCCUGGGGCCAUGCCCCCCCCUGAUUCCCACUGGCUCAGCUUCUGCUUGCUGAUGGCACGGGGCCACCACCUGUCCUUGCUGCCUGAGGUGCCAAGGGGCUGCUGCUGGGGCCGCCGAGAGCUGACAAAGUGCAAGCAAACAGUGCUACGGUGUCCUGGUGGAGAAAUCAAUAGGCAAUGAUAAGGUGCUGCUGGGCCAUUGUGCAGUGGUUGGCUGUGUGGCACAGGAGUGGAGGUGUUGUUGGGGGCCCCUCUGGCAGCUGCAGGCAGCACUGGUGUCCAAGUCCCCACUUGCACAGUGCAGGU